UUAAAGGUGGUGUGGUGCAUCGGCGUCUCUCUCCACCUCGCUAACUCUCUGUACAGACCUACACGUUCGUGUUCACUCAGAGCAAACCUAUGUGUGACUAUACAUCGAGGUCUUUCGUCGCUUAUUUUUACUAUCUUUCGUGCCGGACGUCUCUAAGCGUUUAACUCCAGGAAAGCUUUUGCGCAAUUGAACUAAACAUUAGAAGAUGUGGUGGAUGUUGUUUCCCAGAUGGAUCUGGUUUUGUCUUGGGCACGUCUGCGUUUUGCUCUUGCAUCUUCGUGUCCGGGCAAUGACUGUGUCCAAGGUGGUGUAUUCACAUGCCGGAAUGUGUCCUAAUGAGAUGAACCCGAAUCUUUGGGUGGACGCCAUGAGUACCUGCAUGCGCGAGUGCCAGUCAGACCAGGACUGUGAGACAUUUGAGAAGUGCUGUUUAAAUGUGUGUGGAAGUAAGAGCUGUGUGGCUGCCCGCUAUAGGGACAUGAAGGGAAAUAAAGGACCAGUGGGAAUGCCAAAAGAGGCCACCUGUGACAAGUUCAUGUGCACCCAGCAGGGUUCAGAGUGUGACAUCUGGGAUGGGCAGCCUGUGUGCAAGUGCCGUGACCGCUGUGAGCGGGAACCACGUUUCACCUGUGCCUCAGACGGUAUGACCUACUACAACAAGUGCUACAUGGAUGCAGAAGCCUGUUCCAAGGGUGUCACUCUUACUGAGGUCACUUGCCGGUUCCACCUGUUGUGGCCCAACACUAGCCCUCCUCCUGAGAAGACGACUUUGCUUCCUACCACUGUGUACCUGGAAACUACCCCUAUGGACAUCCACGCUCCUACCGUGCUCAAUAAUCCAGGGCAAAACAUUGUGUUCGUGGGUGAGACAGCAAGCUUCCUGUGUGAAGUAACUGGCAAACCCAAUCCAGAGAUCACAUGGGAGAAACAAGUGGAGGGAAAAGAGAACACAGUCAUGAGGUCAAACUAUGUACAAGGCAACAUAGUAGUGACUAACAUAGCUCAACUUGUCAUCUACAAUGCCCAGCUCCAAGAUGCUGGCAUUUAUACCUGCACUGCUAAAAACUUGGGUGGAUCUAUACAGACCCACUUCAUGUUGUCUGUCAUACGUCAGGAUCAAUCCAUGAAUGAGAGCUUAGUGAAUUCCACACGUCUUUCUGCUGAGGAGUGUCUGAAAGCACCUGACAUGGGUGACUGUGGCGAGGAAACCAUCAGCUGGUAUUAUGAAGCCAAACGCAACAACUGCUUCACCUUCACCUAUAGCCAGUGUAACAGAAAUAGAAACCACUUUGACUCGUACAAGUCAUGUAUGCUAUCCUGUGGAGCAGAACUAGCUGCCCCUUGCUCCCUCCCUAGUGUCCAAGGACCCUGCAAAUCUUAUGAGCCGCGUUGGGCAUACAACCAUCUUCUCAAGAAGUGUCAGUCUUUUGUCUAUGGUGGCUGUGGUGGCAACGAGAACAACUUUGAAAGUAAGGAGGCCUGUGAGGAAAUGUGCCCUUUCCCUAAGAACCACAACUGUAAGAUGUGCAAGCCAAAACAAAGGAUGAUUACCAGCUUCUGCAAGAGUGACUUUGUGAUCUUAGGUCGCAUUUCAGAACUGACAGAGGACCACGAUUCAGGCCAUGCACUCAUCACAGUAGAUGAGAUCCUAAAGGAUGAGAAAAUGGGGCUGAAGUUCUUUGGACAGGAGCCCUUGGAAGUGACGCUUCUUAACAUUGACUGGAAUUGUCCAUGUCCCAACAUCACUAAUGCUGAGGGCCAACUGAUUAUCAUGGGGGAGGUGCACAAUGGGAUGGCGGUACUGCAGCCUGAUAGCUUUGUGGGAGCCUCCAGCAGCCGUCGCAUACGCAAGCUCCGCGAAGUCAUCAACAAGAAGGCAUGUGCUUUUCUCAAGGAGAUUGGCAACAUACAAUAGUAAUAAGCUUACAGAGAAAUGCAACAGACUCUGUGAGACACCAUAAGUACCCGUUCCCACCAGCCUUUUACUAGGCAUCAACAUGAGCCACCAGCAUUAUCAUAUUAUG
Messenger RNA from Tachysurus vachellii, 2024 nucleotides. It is a transcript of the gene wfikkn2a, whose product is annotated as info WAP, follistatin/kazal, immunoglobulin, kunitz and netrin domain containing 2a. Gene Ontology annotation, cellular component: extracellular region. Gene Ontology annotation, molecular function: protein binding; serine-type endopeptidase inhibitor activity. The coding region runs from base 206 to 1915 and encodes 569 amino acids. NCBI's taxonomy places the organism in Eukaryota, Metazoa, Chordata, Actinopteri, Siluriformes, Bagridae. The record is from RefSeq and is a predicted model, not a curated record. The transcript has 2 exons.